This is a messenger RNA of Mucor velutinosus, 2040 nucleotides long. RefSeq lists its product as uncharacterized. NCBI's taxonomy places the organism in Eukaryota, Fungi, Mucoromycota, Mucoromycetes, Mucorales, Mucoraceae. The coding region runs from base 1 to 2040 and encodes 679 amino acids. The transcript has a single exon. The record is from RefSeq and is a predicted model, not a curated record.
AUGCUUGAUAAUGCCAAGGCCUAUGACCGGGUCCACCCAAAGUAUCUCUCCCAAGUACUGUUAAAGUUUGGCUUCCCUGAAGCGUUUGUCACAUGCAUUACCAACCUGUUCUUCGAUAACUCCAUCUAUGUCAAUGUAAAUGGCUUCUUAACCGGGGCAAUCUCUCAGCGACGAGGGAUUCGUCAAGGUGAUAGUAUCUCGCCAGUCUUGUUCAACCUGGCCAUUGAGCCGUUCCUACUCUCCAUAGUCAACAAUGUGAACCUCACAGGAUACAGCCUGCAACACGUCAAGCUCCCACACCAAAUACAGAACCCAUGGAUAUCUCCUGCUCCCAUCAAGGUCCUCGCGUACGCCGAUGAUGUCCUGUCCUUUGUGAAGUCGCAAGAUGAAUUAGUUGAGCUCCAGGAUCGUCUCAGAGUGUACAAUCAAGCCUCCAAUGCCAAGAUCAAUUACAGUAAAUCCGUCGCCUUCCCGCUGCACGGCGGUAAGAUGAAAGAUACUGAUGGCCAACAGGUCAAACGUUAUGUCACUACUCAACUGCGUAUGAAAUGGUACGACAGCCACUCCACGGGUUAUAUCAAGUAUCUUGGAUACCCACUCUGGUUUGCUAAUCACCAACGCGAUGUCUUCGUCUCAGAGCUACUGGGCAAUAUCAGGGUCAUGACUGACAUCUACGGGUCUAGAAAGGUCUCACUCUACGGCAAGGCCAACAUCGCCAACACGCUCAUCCUCUCCAAGCUGUGGCAUGUUAUCCGAGUUGUGUCGCUCCCUCAAGAGGUUUUGAAAAAGAUCAAGUCCACCAUUUACCAAUUUGUGAUGUCCGGUUUGUUCCCACCGCUCAAGGCAAACUCAUUCUUUCUACCUCGUGAUCAAGGCGGGCUAGGCCUGAUCGACAUUGGAGCACAACAAAAGUCGUUACAGUUUCGAUACCUACGAGUCUUACUACUCGGUAACCAUGGUCGCCUACCUGGCUUCACAUAUCAACUGCUCACUCACGCACUUCGUCUCACAAACGACGUCGCUCAUCAUGCCCUGCCUCUCUUGUUUCCAUCUGCUCGCUACAAGAAUACGCUGAAUGGUCUCCAUCCAUUCCUAUCGAUGUUCAAUGCCAUGGACAUCUGCAGCCUUCACAGAGACUGGGAUAGACGCCCAACAAUCACUACCAUCAUGAGUCUCCCCCUCCUUGCUGCCUUCAACCCCUUUGCUGUUACAACAGACCUGGAAUUCAUGACCAAAGAUUCGGUUAGGAGAAGUUGUAUCCGCGACUUCUUUGCAUAUGACCUUGCUCAGCAUAGCCUCCAGUUUCGACCUCGGUCAGAAUGCCCCACACCAACCACCUUGAACAAAGUUCGUCGUGCCCUAGCCAACCAUCAGAUCUCCUUCCAACGCUUUGUCAACCACAACAAUGCCGGUGAGAUGGAUUUCCUGCCUUUCGUUGAAUCCAUGAUCUACCAACAGCACCCAAUCUUCAAACUGCCGAAUAGAGAGCUCCGUUUCGUCAUGCUAGACAUGGCUAACCUCGAUGUCGGUAGACAUUACAGUAACCAACUCAGCAAACAGCAAUGGAAGGCAUUCUACAAGAACACGAUGCACUACUCAGCUCGCAACCUUUGGUACAGAAUGAUCCACAAACAAAGCUCAAAUCAACUGGCAAUGGCCCAACGCAAUCUUAAACAUGCCGCAUCAGACCGCUGUACCCUUUGCAAUGAAGUGGAAGACGCUCAACACCUGCUCAUCAGUUGCGUCCAUAAACUUGAUGUCUGGGACUCCUCCUUCAACGAGUUCCUUAGCUACCCCAAAACCGCCGAUCCACAACUUAUCUACAACUCAAUUAUGCACUUCAAACUGAAGCAUUAUUAUAUCUACAAUUAUGACUUACACAUUACCAUAUAUGACCUCUUUGCCACCAUUAUGCGUACUAUCUGGAGACACCAUUAUCAACAGUUUUACAACCUCAUCCCCUUUAAUGCCAUCCAAGUCUGUCGCCACAUCCGCACAGAACUGUUAAGAUUGUCAAAUCUUAGGCAACUCUCCCAUUAG